Messenger RNA from Lecanosticta acicola, 1218 nucleotides. The record is from the annotation of a GenBank genome assembly. NCBI's taxonomy places the organism in Eukaryota, Fungi, Ascomycota, Dothideomycetes, Mycosphaerellales, Mycosphaerellaceae.
AUGCCCUAUAUCUUUCGAGCUUGGAGCGACCAAUCCUAUGCAAUCAACGCAGAGACUCUCUUUGCACCGGCGGCGGCUCAAAAAUUGUCAAACGCAAAGGACUACAGUCGACCAAAGAACGUCCCAAAUCUAAAACUCCAACUAAAGAGCCACCUGCUCUGGAAAAAGCAUGAAUUUCCCGACAACCUCUUCGUAUUCUUUACGACUUCGCUCCUCUUCGCGUUGCAAGUCGCCCUCUAUCGGAAAGCAAAGGGUGAAACCGGAAUCAACAUCAUUUGCAUAGACGUUGACAGCGCCAGAACGCCGCAGGGAGGAAAGGUUGGGUUUCAGACCCUGACGUCGAUGAUGAAAGAGAGCGCUUUAGAGCUUCAAAAUAGAAGCGAUGGCUCCGUGCGAGAGUAUUCGGACGUCGUUGUCUCCAUGGAAUGCGUCGUUCCAGGCAAGGACUCACGGACAGCCUCGCUCGACGCUCUUGUCGCGAAUGGUCUUUACAAGCUCUACCCGCCACUGCAGGAAACGGUGCAGCGCAAUGAUCCGCGGCUAGCGUUGGCGAUGAUGGAUUUGCGGAAGUAUUGGUUCCAGGCGGAACUGCCACUCACCAAAGAUUUCAUCACGGUAGCUGCGAAGAUAGCGGCCACGUUCCAGCCUAGUAGCGUUCAGACGGGAAAUAUUCCCACUCAUAUUCUCACAUACAUCCUCGCUUUCGCGAAAAGAAGCGUGUUGGACCCAGAGCUCAAAAAUUGGCUUGGGAUGUUCGCUCAGGAAAUAGUGCUCCUCGACAUCGAUGGAGAAGAGGAAGACGAGGACGGCAAUAGCUGCUUGGGGGCAGCGUUCACAUGCGAAGGCCUCCCGGACCUGCAGCACUAUCGCGAACUACACGUGAUUCUGGCUGAUCAGCAUGUGCACGACAAUGCGCUGCAGGUCGAGGCUAGCAUUGACUUGCUCGAGGCGAAGAAGGAGUAUGAGAGGUACAAGGCUUGGAAGCGCCAGGACAAGAUCGAGUACAGAGCAGCCAAUCCAAAACACCAGCGUAAACGCCGGCGGGGAUCUCCAGGAGACGAAGAGCCUGAGCUGGAAACUUCUCGGGCCCUGCAACGAACUCGAUGGGAAUCGGAUCGAAAGAGGCGCUCUCGGAGCGAGCGAGUGUGGCUACCCCGAGAACAGUAUAUUGCGAAGAGGGCACAGAGGCGGGAAAACAGGCGCAGCAGCUACCCGUGA